AUGAUUAUUCGAAGAUUUCCAAGAUGUCAGCGCACGGUUGAACACGUCCCUCGCUUUAUUGCAGAUUAUAUCAGCAUGGGCGUAGAUACACAGGAAAGCCCAUCUGUUGAUGGUGAUAUUAGAAAACUGUCGGCACCCAUCAAAACAGUUGAGGAAAAAUGGAAGCUCCUCCCUGCAUUUCUGAAGGUGCGAGGUUUGGUCAGACAACAUAUCGAUUCCUUCAAUUACUUCAUCAAUGUAGAGAUCAAGAAGAUCAUGUCAGCCAAUGAAAAGAUAGUGAGUGACGCAGAUCCCAAUUUCUACAUGAAGUAUCUUAACAUUUAUGUCGGAACACCAGACGUGGAGGAGAGCUUCAACAUCACCAAGCCAAUAUCGCCCCAUGAGUGCCGUCUGCGAGACAUGACUUACUCCGCACCUAUCACAGUAGAUGUGGAGUAUACCAGAGGAUCGCAGCGAGUCAUCAGAAACAACUUGCCUAUAGGCAGAAUGCCGAUUAUGCUGAGGAGUUCCAACUGCGUCUUGACCGGUAAGAGCCCAGCCGAACUGGCCAAGCUGAAUGAGUGUCCGCUGGACCCCGGCGGCUACUUCAUCUGCAAGGGAGUCGAGAAGGUCAUCUUGAUCCAGGAGCAGUUGUCUAAAAACAGGAUGAUCGUAGAAUCUACCAAGAAAGGCAGUGUCACGUGCAGCGUCACCAGCUCCACACAUGAGAAGAAGAGCCGAACCAACGUCAUCUUGAAGAAAGGACGUCACUUCCUCAAGCACAACACCAUGUCCGAGGAUAUUCCCAUCGUGGCUGUCUUCAAAGCCAUGGGCAUGGAGAGCGAUCAGGAGAUUGUUCAAGUCAUCGGCGUGGAGGAGAGCACCAUGGCAGCGUUUGCACCCAACCUGGAGGAAUGUCACAGACUGCAGAUAUUUACGCAGAUGCAGGCCCUGAAGUUUAUCGGGAGUAAGAUGAGACAGAAACGCAUGUGGGGAGGCUCAAAGAGAAGUAAGAUAGAUGAAGCCAGAGAGGUUCUAGCGACCACAGUGUUAGCCCAUGUACCUGUGGUUCAGUUUAAUUUCAAACUUAAAUGCAUUUAUCUGGCACUGAUGGUCCGUCGCGUGAUUCAAGCUCAGGGGGACGACUGCAAAGUCGACGACAGAGACUACUAUGGCAACAAGAGGCUUGAAAUGGCCGGUCAGUUGAUAGCACUCCUCUUUGAAGAUUUGUUUAAGAAAUUCAACAACGAAUUGAAGAAGAUUGCUGACCAGACUAUACCCAAGCCUCGGGCUGCGCAGUUUGACAUCGUCAAGCACAUGAGGCAAGACCAGAUUACAAACGGCCUGAUAACAGCCAUAUCAUCGGGUAACUGGUCAGUCAAGCGAUUCAAGAUGGACCGAGCUGGUGUGACCCAAGUGCUCUCCAGACUCUCCUACAUCUCAUGUCUCGGAAUGAUGACUCGCAUAUCGAGCCAGUUUGAGAAGACGAGAAAAGUGAGCGGUCCUCGGUCGCUCCAGCCGUCCCAGUGGGGUAUGCUGUGUCCGUCGGACACACCAGAAGGAGAGGCAUGCGGGCUGGUCAAGAACUUGGCUCUCAUGACUCACAUCACGACGGACAUGGAGGAACAGCCCAUCGUCCAGUUGGCCUUCAACCUCGGCGUGGAGGACAUCAGUCUGCUCUCGGGGGAGGAGCUCAGCUCCCCCCACACCUACCUUGUCUUCCUCAACGGCAACAUCCUGGGCGUCAUCUGCAAUCACGGCCGACUCGUCAGGACGUUCCGCAUGAUGAGACGGGCGGGCUACAUCAACGAGUUUGUCUCCAUCUUUGCCAAUCAUUCCCAGCGGACCAUCUACAUAGCAUCGGACGGUGGCCGCGUGUGCAGACCGUACAUCAUAGUUGAAAAAGGGAAGCCCAAGGUGACAAACCAGCACAUGCAAGAAUUGAAUCGAGGAUUUCGCAGCUUUGAAGAUUUCCUUCGAGAUGGUCUAGUGGAAUACCUGGAUGUCAACGAAGAGAACGACUGUCAGAUAGCGCUUUAUGAAUCCUUCAUCACCAGCGAGACCACCCAUCUAGAGAUCGAGCCUUUCACUAUCCUAGGUGUGUGCGCCGGUCUUAUCCCCUAUCCACAUCAUAACCAGUCACCCAGGAACACGUACCAGUGUGCCAUGGGCAAGCAGGCGAUGGGAACCAUAGCCUACAACCAGCGCAACCGCAUCGACACCUUGAUGUACCUGCUGGCUUACCCACAGGCUCCCCUCGUUAAAUCAAAGACCAUUGAUCUGAUCGGUUUUGAUAAGAUCCCCGCUGGCCAGAACGCCAUCAUAGCAGUCAUGAGCUACAGCGGUUACGACAUAGAAGAUGCACUCAUCUUGAACAAGGCGUCUGUAGACAGAGGUGUUGGGCGUUGCCUUGUUUAUCGCAACCAGAAAUGUACGCUGAAGCGUUACGCCAAUCAGACCUUUGAUCGUAUGAUGGGACCGAUGUUGGAUGCUGCCACCAAGAAGCCAAUUUGGAGACAUGAAGUGUUGGACAUGGACGGCAUAUGUGCACCAGGGGAGCGAGUGAAAAACAAACAAGUUCUGUUGAACAAAUCCAUGCCCGUUGUCACCAUGAACCCGUUGCCUAGCAAUGCCACCGGCGAACAGCAAGCAGAAUGCCGGGACGUACCAAUUACAUACAAAGGAGCGCAGGAUUCCUACAUUGAGAAGGUACUGAUCACCUCCAACCCAGAGGAAGCCUUCCUGAUCAAAGUCUUGCUGCGACAGACCAGACGACCAGAGAUUGGAGAUAAAUUCAGCAGUCGACAUGGACAGAAAGGUGUAUGUGGCCUGAUAGUUCAGCAAGAGGAUAUGCCAUUCAACGACCUGGGGAUGUGUCCUGACAUUAUCAUGAAUCCCCAUGGUUUUCCAUCUCGAAUGACCGUGGGCAAACUCAUCGAGUUACUGGCUGGCAAAGCAGGUCUCUUGAAGGGAAAGUUCCACUAUGGAACGGCUUUCGGCGGGGACAAAGUGGAAGAUGUCUCACAGGUUCUGAUCAGUCACGGCUUCAACUACCUAGGCAAAGACUACCUAACGUCGGGCAUCACAGGAGAGCCGUUGAGUGCUUAUAUCUACUUUGGCCCUGUGUACUACCAGAAACUGAAGCAUAUGGUGCUGGACAAGAUGCACGCUAGAGCCAAGGGACCUCGUGCUGUGUUGACAAGACAGCCAACAGAAGGCAGAUCCAGAGAUGGUGGCUUGAGACUGGGCGAGAUGGAAAGAGACUGCCUGAUUGGCUAUGGUGCCAGCAUGCUGCUGUUGGAGCGGCUGAUGAUAUCCAGCGAUCAGUUCCAAGUCGAUGUGUGCGGGGAAUGUGGCCUUCUGGGAUACUCAGGAUGGUGUCAUUACUGCAAAUCGUCAGGUAGUAUAUCUUCCCUACGCAUUCCUUACGCCUGUAAGCUGCUCUUCCAAGAACUGCAAUCCAUGAACAUAGUGCCUCGCCUCAAACUCCAGAAGUACAGUGAAUGACGCCGUAAGGUACACUUCAUUUGAACUUCCUUUGGUAGUACCUCUGUCUGAACAGGAAGCCCUGUGUAUUUGUUUCACUGUUUGAUUUCUGCAUGUUGUGGAACACGCAUUCGUAACUUCUACCAAUGACCUGAAGUAUGGAAGAACAUUUGGUUGGAUCCUGGAGGAGCUUUGCCGAUUGGCCAAGCAUGAACUUUGCGGAUUCCUGAUUGGUUGCACAGUGGAAGGACUACUUGCUGAUUGGCUGAAUCAGUCAGGGAUUUGGUGAUUCCUGAUUGGUCGAACUGCUCCGAUUGGUUGACAAAGCAGACACGAAUUGCUUAUUGGUUACGCCAUUCAGAGAUUUUGAUAAUUUUGAUUUGUUGGACUGUACAAGUAAACAGUAAGAGUAUUUUCAUUUGCUGAAGACUUGAAAGGAACUUGUGAGCUGUUGCUGGAUUGAAUUUAUCUCAAAAAUGUCAUUUGAAACAAUAGUGUCUUUUUUGGCCAAGCUCGUUGCCUUCCAUUACAGAAGCAAGUUUUUUAUACAGCCCAGUACACAGAUGUGAACCAAAGGCUAAUUAUAGCUUACUGCUUUUUUUUCUCCAAAGUGAACAAUUUGGAAUUAUUUAUGAGACUACCAGAUGAGCCAGUGUUCUAAUGCUAACGCUUGUAAAUUGUGAACAAUAGCCGAUGAAUAAUUCAUGAAACCGUUGCUUGACCUGUUUGACAACUUUCCUGUGCAUAGGAAAUCAUCCGUGAUGUCAUAAAGUGAUCCGAUGGCAAAUUUCUGAGGGUACAUUGUAUUGCGAAUCUCUUUUGUUCACAGUUGAUUUCGGUGCAGGAGCCAUUUACAAUUACCGUUAAAUUUAUAGACAGUGCAUCAGAAAUCUGCAGGGUAAUCUGCUUCAGUAUCCGUGUUUAUGUCAUGUCAACAUCCUAGAAGACAAACCCUUAUGUGCGUAUUGCCAAGCAGAAUGAGAUGUGAGAAUUUUACCGUCGCCGUAACCUGUGAAUUUAAGACCGAUUCGGUAUUGUCAGAUAUUCCUGAAUGUUCAGGUUGUUACAUUUUUUUAGUUAUUUUCCUCUUUUUGGGGUGGUUUGGGUCAUUAGGGGUCCAACUAUUUUAUGUUCCUGUCACACCUGACAUAUGAUUUUGGUAACUUCAAAACACAUUCUAUCAUUUCCAAGAGUGAUGAAUUAAUCCAGAUUACCUGCCAAACAAAUAGAAAUAGUUUGAAAUCAAUUUCAGUGAUAUUUUCACAUCAAAUUACACAGGACAGGUGUAACAGGGACCCCAAAAUGUCACACUUUUGGGCCGUGAAGUUAUAGAACGACCUGUUUUCAUUUUUGUUAAGAACCAAAAACAGUAAAAUAUAUGUGACCUGUUACGAUAAAAUGACAGACAGAGGGUUUGUAAUAUUUGAAAAGAGUAACCCAUCUCCUAUUUAACUACAAAUAUUUUGCAGGAUCAUAUCCUUAAAAAUGUCAUUUUCUCAGCAAUUUUGACGACAGCAUUAUUCGUGCCUGGUCUGAAAUAGUGAAAACAUUCCGGAACCAAAGAUGCAAAGCUGCCAGAAUAAAGUCACAUUGUCACCUGGUACUCUUACCCUAAGUGUUCCAUGUACAUACGGCUGGAAAGCUCUUUUUCUGCUGAAUUCAAAAAUACAAAUAUCUCAGUUUUUGAAAAUUCUGACUUUCAGCUCAUUUUGUGGCGACAGGUCACAUAUAGUUCCUCGCCAAGGGUGGGUUUUUUUUUGUGGGGGGGGUCAUUUAAAUACAUGCACGGUGUAAACUGUAGAUGUGAAGCUCGCCUUGGUCUGUAGUAUUUUCAUUAGAAGGUACAGAAGGACUGGUAUCCACUCUAUCAUCACAGUCUGGUGAUGAUGAAAUAGUAAACAGUUGUCCUGGGUUUAUGGGACAAUCUGCUUUAUAGUGUUGGAUAGAUAUACACUUUAGAGGCUUUAGUAGGUCAAUACAGCAGAGCCAAUACAAGGUCAUCCCGUUUCAUCGCUAUUCUAGUUUUUAUUGAUCCGUAUCACACCGCAUUGUGCUUGAAGCAGCUUCCUGAGAAUACUUUGACCUCAACUCUAGCUACAAACUCCUGUUUAGAAUGCCCGUGGCUACGCCUAUUAUUUAAGCAAAUAUUUCAGUUCAAUCCCUGCAAGGACCACGGGAAAGUCUAUAGAAGGUAGAAUCUUUGAAACAUGGGGAAUUAAAGUGUGUGUUCUAUGAGAAGAAUUUCAGCACAACAGUCUGAACUGCACCAGUCAUCUCCAAAGUCUUCUUUACUGGUCCAAAUAUUUCCUAUAACAGACUGGAGCAUACACAAAACUAGUUGUGACUUGUUAGCCUGAAGGACAUCUUGUGCUCAGUAUUUGAGAAUUUAAUGGUACGAGUUAAAUUCCAUAUUUCAAAAUAUACUUCAGAAAAGUUCCAGAAGAGAUCUUUUCAAAAGAAAAGGAUGCAUAUUGUAAAGAAAUACUUGUGUCGAUAUGAAAAUGUUAUAAAAAUAUAUCUGAAUAAAAGGUUUUCAAAAGUUGUUUGCAAA
Acanthaster planci (crown-of-thorns starfish) is the source of this 6016-nucleotide messenger RNA. RefSeq names its product DNA-directed RNA polymerase III subunit RPC2-like. Lineage: Eukaryota; Metazoa; Echinodermata; Asteroidea; Valvatida; Acanthasteridae. The record is from RefSeq and is a predicted model, not a curated record. Gene Ontology annotation, molecular function: DNA binding; DNA-directed RNA polymerase activity; ribonucleoside binding. Gene Ontology annotation, biological process: DNA-templated transcription.